Molecule: messenger RNA, 611 nt
Organism: Phragmites australis (common reed)
Lineage: Eukaryota; Viridiplantae; Streptophyta; Magnoliopsida; Poales; Poaceae
Exons: 1
Coding region: 177-440 (87 amino acids)
Source: RefSeq, a predicted model, not a curated record
CCUUGCGCGCCCACCAGAAACAGAGACAGGCAGCGUAAUGGCGGCGCCUUCCUCUCCUCUGCUUCCAAUACGCUGUAUCUGUAUAAGACCCGGGCCACCUCCUGCUCGCGGUCAAUCCACAAACAAACCCAAAAGAAGAGAGGAGCCUGGUGAUUUCGUGUGGGGAAGAGCAAGCGAUGAGCCUGAGGUACAUGAGCCGUGUGGGCGCGCGGGCCGUGAGGGAGAGCACCGCCACGACCAGGUCGGCGAAGGACAGGGCGCAGUCGGCCUCGUCGUCGUCGAUGGCGAAGAGCAGGGCGCCGGCGCCCGGGUCGGUGGACUCGGGCAGGACGAGCGCCGCGGCGGCCGCGAGGAGGGAGGCGGAGGAGGAGAAGCGGAGGCGCGCGGAGCAGGCGCUGCGCACCGUCAUGUUCAUCUCCGUCUGGGGGCCCAACACUUAGAACUAGCAUCAGUAAGCUGCUGUGUGUGAUGUAUGGUGACUGGUGAGAACUAGAUGUAAAUAUGUGAAUCGUCUACACUCUAACAUGGAGUCAUGGACACAUCGAUACUGUUCAUUCAUUCUGGGCUCGUGCUUGUGCUGUUGAUCCAUUAAUAUUUUUCUCAUGCGCAUA